AUGAAAAAAGAUAAAGAAGAUAUUAAAAUUAAGAAAAGAAAAGAUACUAAAGAUUUAUUAAAUAUAAAUUCUUUUAUAAACAGGUCUAUUGAAUUUAAUAGAGAACAUCAUAAUGAAUUAGAUAAUAUUAGUUAUUGGAAUUUAAUAAGAAAAUAUUGGUUUAUUAUUUUAAUUGUUUUAUUGAUUACUAUUUUAUUAAUUUAUAAAAUAAUUAAAUUAGUUAUUUAA
This is a messenger RNA of Hepatospora eriocheir, 228 nucleotides long. Lineage: Eukaryota; Fungi; Microsporidia; Hepatosporidae. The record is from the annotation of a GenBank genome assembly.